Messenger RNA from Chionomys nivalis (European snow vole), 2615 nucleotides. It is a transcript of the gene Rabggta, whose product is annotated as Rab geranylgeranyltransferase subunit alpha. Gene Ontology annotation, biological process: protein geranylgeranylation. Lineage: Eukaryota; Metazoa; Chordata; Mammalia; Rodentia; Cricetidae. Bases 163 to 1866 code for a protein of 567 amino acids. Gene Ontology annotation, cellular component: Rab-protein geranylgeranyltransferase complex; cytoplasm. Gene Ontology annotation, molecular function: zinc ion binding; protein binding; Rab geranylgeranyltransferase activity. The transcript has 17 exons. The record is from RefSeq and is a predicted model, not a curated record.
GUGGGGGAGGGGGCGCUAGAAUCCGCGGGACGGGCGAGCGGGCACUGCUCUCUCCGGGCGCGGUCUGUGCCUCGGCUCGGCCUCGGCCUCCCGGGGCUCCGGCUGUGAUUGAACGGGCUACCUCUGGACCCCUCCCCUGUCCCCCAACGUUGAGCCGACACCAUGCAUGGGCGCCUGAAGGUGAAGACGUCCGAAGAGCAGGCAGAAGCUAAAAGGCUAGAACGGGAGCAGAAGCUGAAGCUCUACCAGUCAGCCACACAAGCUGUCUUCCAGAAGCGGCAGGCUGGUGAGCUGGACGAGUCAGUGCUAGAACUGACAAGCCAGAUUCUGGGAGCCAACCCUGAUUUUGCCACCCUCUGGAACUGUCGCCGAGAAGUGCUCCAGCAGCUAGAAACCCAGAAGUCCCCUGAGGAGUUGGAUGCUCUUGUGAAAGCAGAGCUAGGCUUCCUAGAGAGCUGUCUGCGCGUGAACCCCAAGUCCUAUGGCACCUGGCACCACCGCUGCUGGCUUCUAAGCCGCCUGCCUGAGCCCAACUGGGCCCGAGAGCUGGAACUGUGUGCUCGCUUCCUUGAAGUUGAUGAGCGGAACUUUCAUUGCUGGGACUAUCGGCGGUUUGUCGCUGCGCAGGCUGCUGUAGCGCCUGCAGAGGAGCUAGCCUUCACUGAUAGCCUCAUCACCCGGAACUUCUCCAACUACUCCUCCUGGCACUACCGCUCCUGCCUCUUGCCCCAGCUGCACCCCCAGCCAGACUCGGGCCCACAGGGACGCCUCCCUGAAAACGUACUGCUGAAAGAGCUGGAGUUGGUGCAAAAUGCCUUCUUUACUGACCCCAACGAUCAGAGUGCCUGGUUCUAUCACCGCUGGCUCCUCGGUCGGGCGGAGCCGCAGGACGUUCUGCGCUGCCUGCACGUGAGCCGGGAUGAGGCCUGUCUGUCGGUCUGCUUUUCUCGUCCUCUAAUAGUGGGCUCCAGGAUGGGGACUUUGCUACUCAUGGUUGAUGAGGCGCCUCUGAGUGUGGAGUGGAGGACUCCAGAUGGCAGGAACCGGGCCAGCCAUGUCUGGCUGUGUGACCUGCCCGCCGCCUCUCUCAAUGACCAGCUGCCCCAGCACACGUUCCGUGUCAUCUGGACAGCAAGUGAUGCCCAGAAGGAGUGUGUGCUCUUUAAAGGCCGCCAGGAGUGCUGGUGCCGGGACUCAGCCACUGAUGAGCAGCUAUUCAGGUGUGAGCUGUCGGUGGAAAAGUCCACAGUGCUGCAGUCUGAGCUUGAAUCCUGUAAGGAGCUGCAGGAGCUGGAGCCUGAAAAUAAAUGGUGCCUGCUGACCAUCAUCCUGCUGAUGCGGGCCCUGGACCCCCUCCUCUAUGAGAAAGAGACGCUGCAAUACUUCCACACCCUCAAAGCUGUGGACCCAAUGAGAGCAGCGUACUUGGAUGACCUGCGCAGCAAGUUCCUGCUGGAGAACAGCGUCCUCAGGAUGGAGUAUGCUGAGGUGCGCGUGCUCCACCUGGCUCACAAGGAUCUGACAGUGCUCUGCCACCUGGAGCAGCUGCUCUUGGUCACUCAUCUCGACCUGUCACAUAAUCGUCUCCGAGCCCUGCCCCCAGCCCUAGGUGCUCUGCGCUGUCUUGAGGUGCUGCAGGCCAGUGAUAAUGCCCUAGAGUCCUUGGACGGUGUGGCUAACCUUCCCCGGCUGCAGGAGCUGUUACUAUGCAAUAACCGCCUCCAUCAGUCUGCAACUCUCCAGCCUCUUGCCUCUUGCCCCAGGCUAGUCCUCCUCGACCUGCAGGGCAACUCACUGUGCCAAGAACAGGGCAUCUCGGAGCGUUUGGCUGAAAUGCUGCCUUCCGUCAGCAGUAUCCUCACCUAGGAGGCCCUGCCCUCGCCCUUACCCUUUAACUUAUUGGGACUGAAUAAAGAAUGGAGAGGCCCCCUAGGCUGCCAGGCUACCAUUACUGCCGCCAUUAGGCCACUGCCUCUGUUACCACCACCGUGCAUUUUGAGAAAAGGGCCUUGGGGUGUGGGUCUCCUCUGCAGUAAUAUUCUCGGCUUUGCUCUCAGCUGUUGUGGAGGGCCAGAACCUCAUGUUUACAGCUGAAGUCAGGACCAGAACUGGAUUUGAGUCCAGCUCCAGGUUUGGGGCUGCCAUUGGGACCAAACUUGAGGCUAGGAUAGGAGUUGGGAUCAGGUUCUGGCUUGGGCUGAGCUUCAGAACAGCUGACUCUAGCUGGAAGAGAUCGUGAAAACUCCCGUGACCCCUGCGGCUUUCAGACUCUGCCCCAACUCUCACUUUAUUCACAACUGAGGAGACUCGCUCGGGGCCUCAGUUUCUGGAAGACUGCAUCAAGGCACCUUGCUCCACCCUAUUGAAACAACCUUGGUCCCUGUGAAUUACAUUCUAUGGUUGAAAGGUCCUUGGGAAUGCCCGAUCCCAUUAGAUCCUCAUACACUCUCGGGGAUGCGAGAUUAGAACGUUCGAAUUGAUGAAGAAACUGCUAUGACUCCCCAAUGCCGCCGAGCUGCGUGCUGAAGCUGGAUACUAAACACCUUGCGUUAGUGACUUAGCUUCUUUUCCUAUUUCUGUAUUAAUACGAAAUGAUUAAACAGAGCUCUGCCUGG